AUGAAGACAGCAUCGCUAGUUGCACCAACUGAUUUGGGCUAUGGUUCAAACUGUCACAUCGAGGGCCCAACUUCUCAAAUUGAAAGGAAUGAGGAGCCAUAUCUCGAUAAGGACGGCGAUGAUGAUGUCAAGCAACUACAGGACAACGACAUCGAGUCAGUUACCUCUGAUUUGUUCGAUAUACACUCAGAGCAAUCUGAGGAGACCGCUGCAGUGGAGAAUCAGGACAGGGCUCAUUUAGCUAGGGUUCUCGCCGACGAUCAAGAAAUGGGCCCGCUGUGCAGUGCGGCAAUUGCGAAACUAAUCGAACCAGAUGACGACGAAGAUGCGAGCAAUAUGAGGAAUCAGAUCGAGCAGAAGAACAUAAGAGCUGCAUACCUCAAUGACUGGAUGGCCACAGUGCCACACCAUAAAACUGACAUGACAAUCGACCAACAAUCUAGAGAUCAAGAACAUGAUCAUGAAUACUCUUCAAGCGAAGAUGGGGAUUCCGAAAUCGAACGUGAAGAAGCAGAACUUCCUCAUCUCACUGAAAUGGAAAAGUUUUUCCGGAACUCUAGACCAUUCCAAACGUUACUCAACGAGGUUAGAAAGUUGCUUCUUCUUCAAUCAUUGAAGCAUGUCUUUCAGUCGAUUCCCAAGGAUCGAAUUUGGCUUUCAAGGCAGCAAAAUCAGUCUCUUGUUAACCAAACAAAGACGUUUAUUGAGGACUUUACUCAAUUGGAAUGGUGCUGGUGGCCCCUGGGGCGUCGAAUGAAAUUUCUACAGGAAGAUGAAACGCGCCUCUUUUGGCAAUGCUUUUGUGGAGCACGCAUUUGGAAGGAAAUAUCUCUUGAAGAAGCUGAACUUAUCAACGGGAUCCUACCGAACCUAGACAAAAACCCGCCAGGGCCACAUCGAUGCAACGUAAAAAGAGAUUCAAUAUCCUUGGGAAAUUGGUUAGCUCGUAUCAUUCGAAAACCGCCUACGUCAAGUGCGAGUCAGCGAUAUACUCCUCCCAACAACGCUAUAUCGUCGACAACGACCGGCGAAGCACUACAAUCCACCAGUGCCGGUCAAUCUGAUACUGGACAAGACCAGUGCCAGCAGCAAGGGACCGUUUUCGAGGGCCAGCAAUCUACAGGCGCUUCAGUACAUUCUGCCACGACAAGCGAAUCUUCAAAAGGAUUGCACCAGAGUGGAUCAUUAGAGACCGCAAGGACCUACCGAGCGAUCCUGAAUACACAUAUGAUCCUCGGCCACCAAAAGCAACGAACCCCCCAAUAUCUCGCCACGAGUUCUCCAUGCAUCUCAAUGCCUGCGACCAUCCGUGUCGUUGGCCGUUCUGUCAUGAUUGCAUGCCACAUCUAGAUACCUCAAGUGCCAUAGCCUGCAUUCCGAAGAAAAGGAAAAGAUUCGACACGACUUCUAAUAAACCUACAGAUCUUUAUGCCUGGGGUCUGGAGGCGAAGCACGUGAUUUCGGCCGCUUAUGUGGCGGUUUAUCAUGUCAUCAUAUUUCUUCUUCCUUUUGGCUUGUGGGGAU
This is a messenger RNA of Mytilinidion resinicola, 1524 nucleotides long. RefSeq lists its product as uncharacterized. The transcript has 4 exons. NCBI's taxonomy places the organism in Eukaryota, Fungi, Ascomycota, Dothideomycetes, Mytilinidiales, Mytilinidiaceae. The record is from RefSeq and is a predicted model, not a curated record. Bases 1 to 1350 code for a protein of 449 amino acids.